UAAUUUAAAGGUGGUUUUGCCACUAUUGUACUCCGAAAUCAGCUGUUUGCAAAUGCCCAAAAUCACCUUGUGCAAGUCUUAAGAUUUAAAAUUCGAAAAUUAUUAAUUAAAAUGGGGCAUUUUUUGCAAAAUAUUGAAUCUAAAAUUAGCGUGACUCAAAGUGCAAUCGCUGGUGGUGCCGCCGGAGCCGUGACUAGAGCCAUUGCACAGCCGUUAGAUGUGUUAAAAAUAAGGUUUCAAUUGCAAACUGAACCUAUACAACAAGGAUCGAAGUAUAGUUCGAUAUUACAAGCCUUAAGGUCCAUUGUGAGAGAAGAAGGCGUAUCUGCAUUAUGGAGCGGCCACAUCCCCGCGCAACUGCUAUCGGUAACAUAUGGAAUUAUUCAGUUUUCGACAUUCGAAAGACUGUCUCAAACAUGCCAGCAAACGGACCUUGAAUUUUACCUCACGCAUAAACAUUGGGUGACCUUCUCUAAUGGUGCGAUAGCUGCUACUGUUGCUACAAUAUUAUCAUUUCCAUUUGAUACUGUAAGAACUAGAUUAAUUGCUGAAAAGAAAACUUGUAAAGCAUAUAAAGGUUUCCUAAACGCAUUUACUCUUAUGAUUAGAAACGAAGGUGCUAGUGCGUUGUACAAAGGUAUUAUGCCAACAAUAGCUCAAAUAGCCCCUCAUGCAGGCAUACAGUUUGCUGUAUACAAAUUGUUUACUGAGCACAUAUUUAAUAGAAUUAAAUUUUUUCAACGUAGUAAAAAUGUUAGUGAAGUAGUAGAAUCGUCUUUAAUAGCAAAUGUAUUAGCAGGUGGUACUGCUGGCUUUGUUUCUAAGACGGCAAUAUAUCCAUUUGAUGUUGUAAAGAAAAGGUUACAGAUUCAAGGUUUUCAACAGUAUAGAAAGGAUUUUGGUAGGCAGAUUUACUGUAAUGGGUCAAUACACUGUAUAAAACUGACGAUCGCCGAGGAAGGUUUCCUAGCUCUGUACAAAGGUUUUGGUCCUAGCAUAUUGAAGGCAGUAUUUGUUUCAGCGUUACAUUUUGCUGUGUAUGAUGAGAUUAAAUAUUUGAUAUUAAGAAUGCAAUAAGUAAAAUGUAAAGUAAAUCAUACUCAUUUGGUUUUGUAAAGUAUAAAGCGUUUUUUUUAAGUUUCAGCUAAAAUAUCUCACUACACCUAAGUAAGUUAUAUGAAUUGAGAAUUUCUUACUGUUAACAUAAAUUAUAACUUUACAAAAAAAGUAGGUAAUUCAGUCCCUGGUUUCCAGUUACAUAAAAUAUUCAUUUCCUAGUUAUUUACCUACUUGUCUUCAAGUAGGUAAAUAAUUAGAAAUAAAAUAGGCAAAGAACUUAUCCCAUUUUAAUAUAUUUUAAUACUUCUUAAUUUCUCAGACAGUUAAUAUUACCUAUAAUAAGUGAUAAUGGUAAAGGUGGGGAGAUGGGGGAACAAAUGGGGAAGAUGAAAAUGUCGGAAAAAAAUACAUCAUUUGGUUGGUUCUUAUUUUACUUUAUGUGGCAUUGUAACACAUGCUGGGUUAAGCUAGUCAGUAGUAAUAUAUAAUUCAUGUUAACUGCAUCCACACCAGUAACACAGUUUUGCGAUCUUUGCAUUGUGAGUUCAUCUAUGAUUAUUACAUUGAAGAACAAAUUGUUUUUAAGUUAAAAAGAUUAUAUUUGCAGCAAAAAUAAAUACCGAAUACAAUGUUCAACACUUGCAAAGUUUAUUGAUGUGGAAGCACCUUUAGAAGAAAGUUUUGCCAAUCUGGUUCCUUUUUGUUUUAAGUAAAAAUGUGGUCAUUAUCCUUUUGUAUAGUGUUAUUUAUGUAGGUAGGUAGCUUACAUGAUCCUAUAAAUAGCUUAAGUAAUGAAAAAUCUGUGAUAGCGAGUGUGUGAUGGUAAGCUUAUGUAGGAAGAAUAUACCUGAUCUGUCAUAAUUUAUACGUAAUUAUUAAUAAUAAUAAUUUAUCAAAUCAUUAAAACUUUAAUUAUUUUAA
Molecule: messenger RNA, 1980 nt
Organism: Maniola jurtina (meadow brown)
Lineage: Eukaryota; Metazoa; Arthropoda; Insecta; Lepidoptera; Nymphalidae
Product: mitochondrial thiamine pyrophosphate carrier-like
Exons: 1
Coding region: 112-1077 (321 amino acids)
Biological process (GO): thiamine pyrophosphate transmembrane transport
Cellular component (GO): mitochondrial inner membrane
Molecular function (GO): thiamine transmembrane transporter activity
Source: RefSeq, a predicted model, not a curated record